Carassius gibelio (silver crucian carp) is the source of this 2689-nucleotide messenger RNA. It is a transcript of the gene nr2c1, whose product is annotated as nuclear receptor subfamily 2, group C, member 1. Gene Ontology annotation, molecular function: zinc ion binding; nuclear receptor activity; RNA polymerase II cis-regulatory region sequence-specific DNA binding. Gene Ontology annotation, biological process: cell differentiation; anatomical structure development; negative regulation of transcription by RNA polymerase II. The record is from RefSeq and is a predicted model, not a curated record. The transcript has 13 exons. Lineage: Eukaryota; Metazoa; Chordata; Actinopteri; Cypriniformes; Cyprinidae. Bases 193 to 2058 code for a protein of 621 amino acids.
CAUAUGCGCAUGCGCAGACGUGCGGGUCUGUUUUGAGCGGGUCGCGAACUCUGACCUCCUGUAGCUGCUGUGAGCCGUCAGUUUAUGAUAAUUUAUCAAAACAUCACAGUAUUUGGAUAAUUUCUCACGCGUUCAGGGUGGGCCUGUGGCUGAUGGGGCGUUGCUGAGCCUUGGUUCUGACGGAAGGGUAUCAUGGAAGGAGAAAGUCCCAGAAUUCAGCUGGUGUCUGCAGAUGGAGGCCUGCAGAUUUUGACGGAGCAGCAGUUGGCUCAGAAGGUGCAGAUAGUCACAGCCAUUGAUCAGGCAGGAGCCGGCAAGCAGCAGUUUAUUUUAGCUAACCUGGAUUACCCCAACCAGGAGAAACUGUUCAUCAAACAGGAGAACUCGCCAUCCAAGGUCAUCUUGACUUCUGCCGAUGGGUCAGCUGUCAAUCAACUGCUGUUUGCAUCACCCGAGCUGACAGGACAACAAAUCCAGUUCGUGACGGAGGGCUCCGAACAGGGCACUACCAAACUUCCAGUGGAGUAUUGUGUAGUUUGUGGAGACAAGGCCUCAGGUCGACAUUACGGAGCAGUGAGCUGUGAGGGCUGUAAGGGUUUCUUCAAGCGCAGCAUCAGGAAGAACUUGGUGUACACGUGCCGCGGGUCUGGAGGAUGUGUCAUCAACAAACACCAUCGGAACCGCUGUCAGUACUGCAGACUGCAGCGCUGCAUGGCCCUCGGCAUGAAACAAGACUCUGUUCAGUGUGAGAGGAAACCGGUAGAGGUGUCGAGGGAGAAGCCGGCCAACUGUGCGCCCUCCAUCGAAAAGAUCUACAUCCGUAAAAACCUCUGCAGUCCUCUCGCCGCCAUGCCAACGUUUGUUAGUGAAAAAGAGACUACCAGGUAUAAAUGUGAAUGUGUGAUUGUGUCAAAUACCAUCUUUUUUUUUCCUAACGCUGGGUCUGAUCACAGGUCCACCAGUUUACUGGAUUCGAACAUGCUCUUGAACAUCCAGCAGUCUCUGUCCAAACUUGACAACACCAUUUUAAUCCCUUCUUCACCAGAUCAGAAUGACUCUAGUCAAGGAGAUCUGGGUACCUUGGCCAACGUGGUCACGUCUCUCGGUCACCUCAGUAAAAGUCGUGAGAUGAUGGAAAGCAGUACCGACCCAUCGGGGAUGGAGACCAUGAGUAACGAUGACAGCGUUAUGACGGACAUCCAAAGGGAUGAGUCGAAUGAUGUCUCACGGGCCUUUGACACGCUCACAAAGGUGCUUCAGCCUGUGGAGGGUUGUGGGGAAGAGGUGGCUGAAGGGUCUGUCAGGGUUGAUGAACAGACCACCGCCCUGCUGGAACUGGAAGGACCGCUGCUCUCAGAUAUGCAUGUGCCCUUUAAGCUGAUGAUGCCGCUGCCCAUGCCAGACUUCCUGAAUCUGAAUUACAUCUGUGAAUCAGCUUCCCGUCUGCUGUUCCUCUCCAUGCACUGGGCACGCUCUAUUCCAGCUUUCCAGGCCCUUGGCUCCGAGAACAGCAUCACGCUGAUGAAGGCCUGCUGGAAUGAGUUGUUUGCUUUAGGUCUGGCUCAGUGUUCACACAUUAUGAAUGUAGAAACCAUCCUCACAGCCAUAAUCAGCCACUUACAGACCAACCUGGAUGAAGAAAAACUGUCCCCGGAGCGGGUGAAGCUAGUCAUGGAGCAUAUCUGGCGUAUGCAGGAAUUUUGUAACAGUAUGAGUCGCAUGAGUCCUGACGCAUAUGAAUAUGCUUACCUCAAAGCUGUGGUUCUCUUCAGCCCAGAUCACUGUGGAGUGGAUGGCACCCUUCAGAUCGAACGCUUUCAGGAGAAAGCCUACAUGGAACUACAGGACUAUGUGAGCAAAGUGUAUCCAGAGGACACAUAUCGUCUUUCGAAACUGUUAGUUCGCCUGCCUGCUCUGCGGCUCAUGAGCGCGGCGGUGACCGAAGAGCUCUUUUUCGCCGGUCUCAUCGGGAACGUCCAGAUCGACAGUAUCAUUCCCUACAUCCUCAAAAUGGAGUCUACCGACUACAACAGCCAGCCAAUCAGCACGGCUGAGUGACAGAAGCCCCGCCCACAGCCGCGCCCAUCAGCUUUGCUUGCUCAAACCCUUAGGCCAAAACAGAUAUACUCAUGUGAAUUUUGAAUGAGAGAAUCAUUUUUUUAUGACUUUGCUUUUUCAUUCGGUCAGUGGUUGUGUCUGUGGGUUAUGUAAUAUGCAUUAUGUGGUUUACCGCAACUGUUGCGGUUGGAUCAUUUGGGCUUUAAUUGUACUGAUGUACUUAUGUUUAGAAAAGUGUCCAUAAAGAUACUGAAAGUGCAUGGAACCUGUUCUUGAGAACUUGUUCCAAAGAGAACUUUGCCCCCUGUCCCAAGCACUGAAUUCCUCUGUAUGUAUGAUAAUUAUGUAUAUAGGAAUAAUAAAUGAUAUACAGGGUUCCCACAGUCACAGAAAAUCUUUUUUUUUUUUUUCAACCCUGUAAAAGUCAUGGGAAUUUAUGGAGCGCAUGUAAAUGUUUCUGUUUAUGCUCUAUUAUAUUUAAUUGGCAAAAUAUUCAUCUAUGAGUGCAAUCUUCAAAUUUUGAUCAAAUGUGUGGGAAUCUAGACAGUGGUUGACCUCUGUAAUGUUUAAAUAAUGAAUAUGUUUGUGUUGUGUUGCAUUUUUAUUAAAGGGUAAACCAGACUUUCAGAAA